Candoia aspera is the source of this 4165-nucleotide messenger RNA. RefSeq names its product semaphorin-3F-like. Gene Ontology annotation, molecular function: semaphorin receptor binding; chemorepellent activity. The coding region runs from base 239 to 2524 and encodes 761 amino acids. The record is from RefSeq and is a predicted model, not a curated record. NCBI's taxonomy places the organism in Eukaryota, Metazoa, Chordata, Lepidosauria, Squamata, Candoiidae. Gene Ontology annotation, biological process: neural crest cell migration; semaphorin-plexin signaling pathway; negative chemotaxis. Gene Ontology annotation, cellular component: plasma membrane. The transcript is spliced from 17 exons.
CGGCCGCCACUCGGGUUACAGCUGCUUGGCCCGGGGCCCGGUGGGACGGGCGAGGAAGGGAACUUUGAUCUUGGUUACUUCCGCACAGCGCCCUCUAGGCCCCGGCCCGUCCAGCGCUUCCCUACAGCAACGCGGCGUCUCUGCCUCCAACAUCCCCUGUCGCUCCAAGCCUUUCUCGAGAGGUCCAGCCGGGCAUCACCCUUUCUCUUCUCAUAGGUGCCUGCAGAAUUUCCCCGCCAUGGUGCCCUGGGCAACGUUGCUGCUAUUGGGGCUGUUAUUUUCCUGCUGCUGUUUGAGCCACAGCAGCCUGACGGGAGCGCCCCGUGUCUACCUCACCUACAAAGAAUUGUUGGAGACCCGCACUGCUCGUCCUUUCAGCUUCAACUUUAACACAAGUGAUUAUCGCAUCUUGUUGGUGGACCAAGACCAGGAACGUCUCUACCUGGGGGCACGAGAUUUCCUGGUGGCCUUGGAUCUUCACAACAUCAACAAGGAGCCACUAAUUAUCCACUGGCCAGCGUUACCAAACCAGGAGAAUGAGUGUCGCUUGGCAGGGAAAGGGCAGAGAGGUGAAUGUUUCAACUACAUACGGCUUAUGGAGCCCUUGAACCGUACUCAUCUCUAUGCAUGUGGAACAGGGGCUUAUCAUCCAGUCUGCAUCCUUAUCAACCGUGGUUGGCGCUCUGAAGAAUACCUGUUCCGCAUAGUGCCUCAUUCACUGGAACCAGGCAAGGGGAAAUGUCCUUAUGACCCCCGGCAGCCCAGCAUGGCUGUGCUGAUCAAUAACACACUGUAUGCUGGGGUUCACGUGGAUUUCAUGGGCACCGAUGCCGCCUUGUUCCGAACCAUGGGGCUGCGCCCAGCUGUACGCACCGAGCAGCAUGAUUCCCGCUGGCUCUAUGACCCCGUUUUCCUCCAAGCCCACGUCAUUCCUGACAGCUCCGACCACAACGAUGACAAGCUCUACUUCUUUUUCCGUGAAAAAGCUCUGGAGGGUGCCGUGGGGCCUGCCGUACUCGCUCGGGUGGGACGGGUGUGCCUGAAUGACGAUGGAGGACAGCGCUCCUUGUUGAACAAAUGGACAACAUUCCUUAAAGCUCGGCUUGUGUGCUCUGUGAUUGGAGAGGAUGGCGUGGAGACUUUCUUUGAUGAGCUGCGUGACGUUUUCCUUUUGCCGACUCAGGAUGAGAAGCAUCCCUUGCUGUAUGGGGUCUUCUCCACACUGGGGUCAGUGUUCCGUGGCUCGGCAGUCUGUGUUUACUCCAUGGCUGACAUCCGCACUGUCUUCAAUGGGCCCUUUGCCCACAAGGAAGGACACAACUACCAGUGGGGGCCAUACACAGGACGUGUGCCCUACCCUCGCCCUGGAGCCUGCCCUGGAGGAACUUUCACCCCAGGCCUUCGCUCCACACGUGAGUUUUCUGAUGAGCUGGUAACCUUUGUGCGGGCCCAUCCUCUGAUGUUCCAUGCAGUGUACCCCCUGCAGCGCCGUCCUCUCCUGGUGAGGACCAAUGUCCCCUACAGCUUCACCACCUUGGCUGUGGAUCUUGUGGAUGCAGUGGAUGGACGCUACGAGGUGCUCUUCCUUGGCACAGACCAAGGUACCGUGCAAAAGGUGAUUGUGUUGCCCAAGGAACAAGGGAUCUUGGAAGAACUGACUCUGGAGGAAGUUGAGGUGUUCAGGGUACCAGCUCCAGUGAAGACACUGUGGAUAUCCUCAAAGCGACAACAGCUGUAUGUCUCGUCCGACAUGGGGGUUUCCCAGUUGGGCCUGCAUCGAUGCCGGGAGUAUGGUGAAGCCUGUGCUGACUGCUGUCUGGCCCGGGACCCCUAUUGCGCAUGGGAUGGGCAACGUUGUGCCCGCUACAGUCACACAGCCAAAAGGAGGAGCCGACGCCAGGACAUCAAGCAUGGUGAUCCUUUGAGGCAGUGCCGUGGCUUUAAUGCCAAGGCAGAACAGCAAUUAAGUGAACAGAUUCAGUACGGACUAGAAGGAGGAAGUGUAUUUCUAGAGUGUGAACCCCGAUCUCCCCAUGCGACCAUCAAGUGGCUUAUGCACACAGAUGAUUCUACCAAACGCAAAGUGUUGCCCCGGGACCGCGUACUGCUUCAAACCCCUCAGGGUGUGCUUUUAGGCCCAGUGAUGCCUUCUGACAGUGGGCUCUACCAAUGCAUAGGCACCGAGAAUCGCUUUCGCCACACACUGCGGCGGCUUCGUCUGCAUGUCCUUCCGCGCGCUUUGCUGGAGGGGGCCAUCACCUCUGAAGAGGCACCCACCCUGGGUAUUUGUGAGAGCUACAGAGCUCAAGUCAUCCAGCACAGCCAGAGUGGCCACCAGUCCCAUGCUGGACCUAGCUUGUGGGGCUCCGAACAGCAGUCCAACUGGUACAGACCUGCUCAGCAUUCUUUGAACUGGACUACCAAUAGUCCCCACCACUCCCAAAGCAGCAGCCGCCGUCGCCACCACCACCACCGCCACCACUCCAAGCCAUGGGCAGGGCACCGAACUCCACCUCGAAGCUGAGCUGGGUGGAAGACAGUGGGCAGAGAGAGGCUUUAACCUAAUCUUUGGCGGAAGAGAAUGACAUUCCAGUGGACUCUUUGCAAGAGCUGAAUGGAUCCAGAGAUGGGGAAAAACCUCUUUGCUUCCUCCAGAUUGCGGGGACAACACUAUUGCUAACAAAGUGUGUGGUGUGGUGUGUCCAGGCUAAUUCCAGGGGUUUGCAGGACCAGGGCUCACUGGCUGUUUCCUGAAAUGGAAAGGUGACCAGUGCUAAUUGCAAAGGCUUUGGCUUUAGGAUUCAUUUUUUACAGUAUUCAUUCCCAACCCUAUCCCAUCCUCUCACAUCAUAGAAGGAAAACUGUGGGGCUUCCUUCAACAUUAACACCAUCAUUUUAUUAACCCUAUGCUGCAGAAGCAUGUAGCAGAAAAUAAAAUACCAGUUUAUUUUCUAAAUGAGAUGGAAAAGGGCCAUUGUGAAUUUGUGAAAGGAAGAACAUUUCCAUGCACAGUGAGCCCACUGUUACAAAUAGUUUUAAGAUCCAGCCUUGUUAGAAUCCAGCCCUACCAUGAACAGAUAGAAGGCAAUGCUAGCAAAGAAUUUAGUGGAUUAUCCUGAGUACUGCCUACAGCACAGGUAUUAAACUGAACCCUUGCUUCAAUGGAAGUACUCACAUUGUUCCUGUUUUUGUCCAGCCUGUAACCAAAUAAGGAAAUACAGAAAAUGGGCUUGGUGAUUCAGUGGGCACGAACACCAGUCUGUAUAUGCAUCAACUGCUUUUCAGUCAAAAGUAUGCAGCAGGCUUUAACGCCUAAGAGAUGCUAGCUUGGUAUUAAUUACAGUUGCAUCUUCUCUGGAGGAAGUGUUUACAUUUAUGGCAGAAACACAUGUACCUGUGCCUUUAGUUGCCAUCCCCCCACCUUUCUGGUAAUUGGAACAGAAACGGUUAAGAAGCCUGCAGAUUAUCUGAAAACAAUUACCAACUGUGCUGUUCCAGAACAAGAACAAGUUACCGUAUUAGAUCAAAACAAGCUCCAUUUACAGUUGGUCCAUAGUGUGAACUAUCACCUCCCACCUGUAAUACACAUUUAAAUUUUAUUUACUUUGCACUGUUGAUAGGUCUUACCAGCUGUGUUCUUGAAGAAUGUAUGUAAUAAUUUUAAAAAGCCACUGGACUGGGGGAGAGGGGGAGAGAAGGGGGCUUUAUCACCACAGCUCGUGGAGUGGAUUCCAGAGUGUGUGAUUACGAGAAACUCUUUUGAAGCUCUUUUUCAGGAUGGUUGGGAUUUCGUAAUCCAGAUCCAGGUGUCAACUUGGCUAUUUCCUAUUUAUUUCUGCUAUACCUUAUUUCUAAAAUUUAACAGAGCAUUUUGGUGCCAUUUCUUGCAUUUUUCCUAGUUUUAUAACUAGAUAUUGAGGCAUGGGAAGAUAUACCCUCUCAUUCGAUAUAAACUUUGGUAUGAGAUUUUUGUGAAAAGCAUUUGAAAGUUUCAAGUACACAAUGAUCUUUCGAUGAUCACUAAUUUCACAUUCGAGACACAGAAUUCUAAGGUUUUUCUCUUACAGAAUCCAUGCUAGUUCUUCCUCGGUUUGUCUAAGGUAUGUUCAACUACCUUCCGCAUAAUAAUGCUUUCUAUAAACAUACAGAAAAUGCCAUAUUUUUU